AUUACUUAUCUGUUGAGCUUGAUCAUGAAUAGAUAAGAAAUUUUGAUGCUACUUACUAAAAUAUUAUUCAAUACAUACCAACUAGAAGUCCCUUGAUCAAGUGAUGUGUAUUUAUGGAAAUGGGUAACUGUAUUCCAUCUGGUAUCGAUCUGAACGACAUGGUUCAUGCACCCCAAUCGAAUAAACUAAGAGAUAGUUCUGGAAUUUUGCAAUGCAACACAUGUGAGACAAUGGAUUAUGGAAGUAGUCCAAAUGAUUUCGGUCUAAACGAAAUGGAUUCUGAUAUAAAACUUCCCCUACUCACACGAAUAUUCUCACGCCAGACACACCACAAUAACUCAAGUAAUGGUGAUUUUCACCCUGAUUCACUUGGAAGUAACGGGCUAUUUUCACAAAACACUGGUAAAAUAAACGUAUCUUCAGGUUUAGUUAAACAGGACAUGAAGUGGAAUUCGCAGCCUGCGCGACCAGUGUUGGAACUAUUUACGACUCCAUCCAUGAGCAGAGAACUAGAUACCCCAAGCGAAACUCAAAAACUAUUACCUUAUACUGCCGAAAAUAUUACAAAUGUGGAAGUAAAACGAAAUUCUGAUAAAACAAGAGGUAUUACAAACGAGGACAGUGGGAUGGAAAGCUGUUCAAUAGACAGUCAUUUAAAAAGUUUAUACGUAUAUUGUGACGUCAAAAAGAACGACUCAAAAAAAUCAUCACCUGGAUUGGAAUUAAAAAGUAUAACCAGUGAAAACGUUUAUGGAAAGACAAUCCCACUAAUAAACUUGGUUUAUCCAAGAAAAGAGAAAAUUACUGAAAGUGCACAAAUUACUGAAAUAAAUUCUAGCCCUUCCAUUAUGUCUAAAUGUUCUCUGAACAAAAAUCAAGUGGAACCUGUACUACCCUUUUAUGAAGAAUGGUUAUACGACAAAAAUAAACAGAACUUGAGCGGCGAUUCAACAUAUAGCAUUUCAAAUUAUCGAAAGCUUUCGGGCGAACAAAGGCGAGUCCAACCACUUGUAGCCGUAGCCAAAACGACUUACUCUCAAAAAUACCCUCAUGAAUUAAAUGUUUCAGAAGGAGAAAGGUUACUGAUACUUAAUCGCGUGUCGGCUCCACGUAAUAUAAUUGAAGGUAGAUCAAGCUCAUUAACAAAGGAUGAAGAUUUCUGGCUAGUUGAAAGAAUCGAGCUAAAGCAUAUGUCUAACCACUGUUCACGGAAAGGAUUGGUGCCAGGAGAAUAUUUGCAAAUUAUUGGUGAUUCUUUAACCACCCACAUUUCCUGGUUUGAUAUUGACAGAAAUGAAGCAGAAAGAUUACUGCUUCUAAUGGGUAACCCGUCGGGAACAUAUAUUAUACGUCCAUCUUCAGAUUCAGAUGAGACAUUCGCUCUAUCAGUACGGUAUUUGGACCAAUCGACACUGAUUUGGUCAGUGAAGCAUUACCGAAUAAGAUUUAGACUGAAAGAAGAAAAAUAUCAUAUAUUCCGCCGCAUUUCAUUUCCGACUAUUGAUCAACUGGUGGCACACUAUACAGUAAAUGCCGAUGGAAUCGCCUGCUGCUUAACUACACCAUAUCCGAAAAAUUACGAGCCACCAACAAAAUUAUCUUUGCUAGAAGUAAAUCGAAAUAACUUUGGAUUCAUUAAAAAACUUGGACAAGGAAGCUUUGGUGAAGUAUGGUAUGGAACGUGGAAUAAUCAAAUGCCCGUAGCGAUAAAAAAAUUACUUGGGAAUGGUAACAUGAAUCAUGCAAGAUUUCUGAAUGAAGCUGAACUUAUGCACCGACUGAAUCAUCCGAAUGUAGUCAGAAUUUUGGCUGUAUGCACACUUCCUACUAAUGAACCAACUUACAUUAUAAGUGAACUAAUGGAAAAUGGAUCUUUGAAACAGUAUAUGCAGAAGCUUAAUCCUGUAGAAAUCAGAAUGAAGAAUCUACUUGAAAUGAUGAAAGAUGUUGUCGGAGGAAUGGUGCAUUUGGAGGAACAGCAUUAUGUUCAUCGGGAUCUAAGAGCCAGUAACAUUUUAGUUGACAGUAAAAAUAGACUUAAGGUGGCAGAUUUCGGUUUGGCUCAUUUGCUUAGUGAUUCAGACGAAUACAUUGGAACGCUGGGUAAGUUAGACUAUAACAUCUGAUUUCACUUAAUUGUUUAUAUGUGAUAGUAUUUUGAACGCAGUCUAUAUUCCAAAUAAGUGUUUUAAAAAUUGUGUUUGAUCAUGCGUAUCACAUGAUACCUUUGAUGUUAAAACUAUGACCCUCAUGUCAAUACUUGUGUUAAUUCAAACUAAACAACUAAACGAAGUUUAAAUAAAUUAAUCAAAUAUGUCAUGAAUAUCAGUUAUGGUAAGCAUUAGUGAUUCCGAUCUUAUUAAGAAAAAGCUCAAACAUAUGGUAUUUUUUUCAGUGAUAGAGUAAUAAAUUACUAAACUGCAGAUCAAACGUGUGUUUUUACUGCUUAUGAAUAAUCAUUCUAAAAUUAUUUAGAAUACACAGUUUUAACAGUAUUCCUGAGUGAUACCAUGUAUAUUCAUCCAUAAACUAAUAGACUUCGACCACCUUACUUUAACAAUUUAUUACUUGAAAUAAAAUUUUGCCACCAGACUAGUACAAUAGAUUCUUUCCCAAAAAAGCCAAUAUUUAAAUUCGACUUGGCACUUGUCCAGUCUGUUAUCAUAUCAAAGGAAGAAAGAUAGCUUUUUUGUUUUAAUGUGUGUAUCUCCUCCCAGUCAUAAAUUUUUUCGAGAUGAGACAUGAAACUAAGUUCUAUUGCUUAUUUUAUCAUGUGCAGCUCUUAGAUAGAUUUUUCUAUCACUUUUCAAAUGUUCUCACUUAAGUAGUUUAAAACUUUCUUGAUAUAUUUGUCAUUGAACGAUUCUCUCCUAAAAUAUGACUGAAGAUCAUCUGGUAGGGAAGCAUUACAAAAACUAAAAUCUACCCGUUUUUGACUUUCCGCCCUUAAAUCUUAUUUAAAAACCUUUAAAAUCAAAACUCCUCUCGAAACGUAUAUAUGGGUGAUUACACCAGCAGUCUGAACAGCUGGAAAAAUAAUCCACUAGAAUCACCAAUCAUUAAGCUUGCUUGAGCUUCAGACUAUAACAUAGAAAAAAAGCAUGAAUACGUACAUCUGACAGAAAUUGAUCCAUAUUAAAACCAUUAUUUUAGUAGACUACAACAAAGUAGUUUUUUCAGACUGGCUGAUGUUUUGAUUCUUUGUUUACUUGAAACAACAUUAGUUUUUCGAACUUCUUUAUUGACUUUUAGCAUUGCAACUGAUCAGUCUCAUCCGCGAUAUGUGCAUCCUGUACCUAUUGCCUUAAUCUUGGUAUUAAGCCACAAGAAUUAUAAACAGAGAUGGUGGCUAGCAGUCGAAUCCAACUCUGGAAUACAGGUACAUCCAGUUAAAAAAUCCCGAAAAAAAAUGAAACUCAAGUCUUGGAUUCCACUGCUAGCUGACACCUAUCUCUGCUUCCAAUAUUAAUGUUGUUAAGUAAUUACUUUGUAAUUCAACCAUUAAGUUUUUUUCAGUAACUAUUGUUUUAAUAAUGAAAUGACUUUCUAUUUGUCUGUCAUCCUUACCGAAAUGCACAACAAAAAUCACAAACCAUAAGAAACCAAAUAUCCCGUACGAUGG
Messenger RNA from Schistosoma guineensis, 3622 nucleotides. NCBI's taxonomy places the organism in Eukaryota, Metazoa, Platyhelminthes, Trematoda, Strigeidida, Schistosomatidae. The record is from the annotation of a GenBank genome assembly.